UGACUACACCGUUGAACAAUGUUUAGGCCAAGGGGGUUUUGGCAGCGUUCGUGCUGGCAUGAGGAAGAGAGAUGGGGAACAGGUGGCCAUCAAAUUCGUGAGGAAGACGAAGGUGACAUUCUUGACUGUGCCUGAAAAUGGCACUCGCGUGCCGAAGGAGGUGGCUCUGAUGUUGAGGCUGCCAGCACAUACCAACGUUUGCCAGCUCCUCGACUGGCUUGAUGGCAAGGGCCAAAUCGCCCUCAUCCUGGAGCGCCCUCAGCCGUGCAUUGACCUUGCCGAAUAUUGCCAUCAAAGACGGCCCAGCGAGCAGGAAGCCUCGGCCAUCAUGAGGCAGGUGGUGCUGGCCGCCAAACACUGCCACGACCACGGAGUUCUGCACCGCGACAUCAAACCCCAAAACAUCCUCAUCAACACCGACACCAAGGCCGUCAAACUGAUAGAUUUUGGCUGCGGGGACUUCCUGCGAGAGGGGCCAUAUACGUCUUUCUCUGGCACAUGGGCAUUCAUGCCACCUGAGCUGUUCGUUCAGGGCAGCUAUGGGGCCCAGCAGGCCACCGUCUGGUCCUUAGGUGUCCUCCUCUACUACCUGGUCAAAGGUGUACUGCCAUUCUACUCCGAAGAGGACAUAGUGGAGAAGAAGAUACGGCCACGCCUGCGCAAGCUCUCACCUGAUUGCCGCAACCUCGUUCUCACAUGCCUGAGGAAAGAUCCCGCCGCACGGCCAAGCCUCGACUCCAUCCUGAGGCACAGAUGGCUUGGAGGUGGAGACUAGUCGGCAG
This is a messenger RNA of Engraulis encrasicolus (European anchovy), 782 nucleotides long. RefSeq names its product serine/threonine-protein kinase pim-2-like. Bases 59 to 775 code for a protein of 238 amino acids. The transcript has 5 exons. The record is from RefSeq and is a predicted model, not a curated record. Gene Ontology annotation, cellular component: cytoplasm. Gene Ontology annotation, biological process: protein autophosphorylation; negative regulation of apoptotic process; regulation of mitotic cell cycle. Lineage: Eukaryota; Metazoa; Chordata; Actinopteri; Clupeiformes; Engraulidae. Gene Ontology annotation, molecular function: protein serine/threonine kinase activity; ATP binding.